Messenger RNA from Elephantulus edwardii (Cape elephant shrew), 885 nucleotides. RefSeq names its product butyrophilin subfamily 1 member A1-like. The transcript has 5 exons. NCBI's taxonomy places the organism in Eukaryota, Metazoa, Chordata, Mammalia, Macroscelidea, Macroscelididae. Gene Ontology annotation, molecular function: protein binding. Bases 1 to 885 code for a protein of 294 amino acids. The record is from RefSeq and is a predicted model, not a curated record.
AUGGGGCUCCUCAUCUUCUUGGCUGCCUAUUUUGCUAAGAAAGAGCAUUCAGCAAAUUUGCAGAAAAAGAAAGAAACGGAGAGCCUUCAGCGGGCUAAGGAGAAGCACAGACAUAUAAAGGAGGCUGCACUGAAAGACAGAGAUGCACUACAGGCAGAGCUUGACCAGAGGAAGAAGAUUUACCAGGCUGGGCCCGUCACUCUGGAUCCAUCUUCUGCUCAUUCAAAUCUUGACCUCUCUCAGGAUAACAAGCGCUUGACAUGGAAGGACAUCUGUAAAAGCAUGAGUCUUGAGCAGUGUAGUGUGUUGGGCCUUGAGGGCAUCACAUCAGGGUUAUGGUACUGGGAGGUGGAAGUCAAGGAUGAACACAGAAGUGAAUGGACUGUGGGGGUCUGUAGGGAAAAUGUGGUUAGAAAAGGCUUUUACUGGGAGAGAUCAGAAAAGGGAUUCUGGGUUGUUGGACGCUUUCUAUAUUAUUUCUGUGUCUUUACCAGCUCUCUGACAGAGCUAACUCUUAGGCAGUUUCCUUCUCGGGUAGGGAUUUUUCUGGACUAUGAUGAAGGGGAUAUCUCUUUCUACAACAUGACUGAUGGGUCUCACAUUUUCUCCUUCUCUGAGGCUUCUUUCUCUGGGACCCUUUUACCAUAUUUUAUGUUCAUGUCAGGAGACAUAACUCUGGCCAUCUGUUCCACGGCAGAUGGAUCUGAAGGACUCACUGAGCCUAUCCACAAACCUUUGACUGAGCCUGUUUGGACAGACCCAGAAGUAUUGAAAAGGUCUGGCAAUUCCCUUAAUUUCUCUUACAUUACAACCACGAAAAACCCCCACGGAGCCCCGUCCUACUCUGCAAGAGAUGGUGUCUACAUGUUGGAAUUGACUCCAUGA